AUGAUCUCCAAAAUAGUGUCCAAGCUCCGCAAGAACAAUUCAGUCAAGGAGCCGAGGGAGUUUGCGGGGCCGAAUCUGGUUGAUCGGCUCCAGAAAGCCAACGCAGAUCUUGCGAUGCAGCUAGACCAGGCAAAUCAAGAAAUCCAGACACUUCGCACCAGACUAGCAGACCUAGGCUGUCUUCUCACUCAUGCAGAAGUGCAAAGGGCCCACGUGAGUGAAUUGAAUUCCAUUUCCUGGCGCAAAGCCCACUUAAGAGUCGCGGGCAACGCAGGCCCUUUGUCGAAAUCAGACACGGCAAAGCAGCACUUGACGUGGAUUGACAACAUCUGGAUCUGUACAGACUUGCAUUAUUUGCAACAGGCCGAGCAGUCGUGGAAGGACGGCGAUGUGGACGCUGCACUUGGUCACCUGCAAACUUCGAUCGCGCGCAACCCGUUUCUCUCGGUCGCAGAAUCCAAUCAUUCCCGAGUUAUAAUUGCCGCUCUGCUUUACGCAAAGGGUGAGUAUGAGCGAUCUCUCGGCCAACUCAGCGAUGUUUUAAAGCUUGCAUUAUCAUGUGAACAACAGCAGGAGUCCGUCUCGACCGAAAUCACUAGUCUCGCCCACUUUGUCGAAGGCAUGAAUCUUGUGGAGCUGGGAAGCAAUGAACAAGCCUACUGGUCAUACUCACAGUCAUUGCAGCUGCCCGGAUAUUCUGAUCAGGCGCGGAAGUGCCAGAUUCGCCUCGUUGAAGAGUUUACUCGUCAACAGACUGAAGACGAUAGUACAUUGGACAAUCUGUCAUUACGUCCGGUUAUCAGCUCAGAUCAAAUGCGACCGGUCGCGAUGAUAGUUCACGAGCGAGCGGCCUAA
Penicillium diatomitis is the source of this 855-nucleotide messenger RNA. RefSeq lists its product as uncharacterized. Lineage: Eukaryota; Fungi; Ascomycota; Eurotiomycetes; Eurotiales; Aspergillaceae. The transcript has a single exon. Gene Ontology annotation, molecular function: protein binding. The record is from RefSeq and is a predicted model, not a curated record. The coding region runs from base 1 to 855 and encodes 284 amino acids.